CGAAACGAGCCUUGCAAUAUCCCGCACGUGGCAUACAUCGUUGCGGCAGUCAAGGGGGCCCCACUAAAGGAAGUUUGCGAAGCUGCAUGGAAGAAUACCCUAGAUUUGUUUGGCAUGGACAAAACG
Tuber aestivum (summer truffle) is the source of this 126-nucleotide messenger RNA. Lineage: Eukaryota; Fungi; Ascomycota; Pezizomycetes; Pezizales; Tuberaceae. The record is from the annotation of a GenBank genome assembly.